AUGACGGACGCCGAAAAACGGCGGAUCGUACGCGAGUGCAAGGAGUUCUUCGGCAAAGGGCCUCGAAUAGUCUAUCAGCCUGGCAAUGACGGCUGUGGCGAGCAUGCCAUGGUCGCGCUGUUUAAAGAGACGCUCGACGAUAACAAAUCGAGAUUCUUCAUGGUGAAGAGAGCGUUAGAGGAGCUCUGGGAUGACGAUAUCCGGAACGAGAUCGCUCACCUGACGACAUUGGAACAUGUCGAGCACGUCGUCAACAUACUAGCCGUCAAAGACACCGAGAGGAGGACGAGACAAAGUGAAAGAAAAACCGUCCUGCCCAUGAGAGGGCCCUUCAUCAUCUUGGAGUAUCUCGAAAACGGGACUCUGGAGAAGCUCAUGAUUAAAACUGCUAAUGCCAAAGACUUCACCUUCCCAAAUCGAUUCCUCAUGUCGGUUUUCUUGUGCCUAAUGUUCGGAGACAUGCACACCCUGUGCAUAGGGGUGCUCACGGGCUCCGGUGGAGUUGAGAACGACGGGGCAGCAGCAACAGCGGCAGAAGCAACACCUGCAGCAGCAACACCGUAUUGGAAGCACGACGAGGCCCCAAUGUUGAAAGCCAUAGAUUUCGGGUCGGCUCAGUACGGCGGGCCCAUCUCGGGCGACGAGGACGAGGACGAGGAUGGCGGGGGCGGCGGUGGGUCGACGGCAGACUUCUUGGUAUGGUAUAACAUGACACACAAAUUGGCCGAAUUUCCAGCUCUCCCAGGCGACACUAACACGGGCAUCGAUGCCAACAUCUUAGCAAUCGGCAAAAUAAUGGUAGAGCUUAUAGCUCGGAAGAGACUUGAGAACCUUGACGUCUGCCGCCGGAACAUCUCCGAUAAAGCCAAUUUCUGUCCGCAGUUAGAUCCCGAGCUGUGGAGCUUGAUUGCGAGGUGCCUGGCGUCAGAUCCAGCACAACGCCCUCGAUUGACAGAGUUGCAAGACAAGUUGUAUUUCGACUUAUCCAAUAAGGAUGCCAAGUUCUACAGACCUAACGAACAGUGGGAGACGCCUGAUGCUCUAAGGGAAUUCCGCCAGAAGUUUAUCUCGAAGAAGCUCCCAUGA
Messenger RNA from Anthostomella pinea, 1086 nucleotides. Lineage: Eukaryota; Fungi; Ascomycota; Sordariomycetes; Xylariales; Xylariaceae. The record is from the annotation of a GenBank genome assembly.